CACCAACAAUGGUGUACAUACAGAACUCGCAGGUGCACCAGAGAAGGUCGUGGCUUCGGCUAUCGAUCUUCUCCGACAUCUUCUGGGGCAUCAUCAACUUCUUCUACCUCUUCUUCUCGACCUUGAUUCAGCCAAACAAGUUUGCCAACGGUUACACGGAAACGGACUAUCGCCGUGGUGGCGGCGGACGUGGCCCCGGUGACGAUGACUCUGGCGGAUACCCACGACGACGCAUGGGCGGUUUCCGCCGUAACAAUGGACCGGCACCGCCUCCCAUGGGCGGCGGAUGAGGCCGGUAAACGCUUUCAAGCUCCUGUUUUCGCAACUUGCGCUUGAAAGCAACGAGUUGGUGACGUGCAAGCAGGAUGAGCAGCCCGUACACGCCCUCGCGCGGGCACACAUGCAAACGCGCACGCAAAUGCACACAUGUUCUUCCAUGUGUGCCUGUGUGUGCCUGCGAGUGCCUGUGCGCGUGUGUUGCACGCUGCUCGUGUGAUGUGCGCUGUGGGGAAACCUCCGUGUGUUUGAGGCCCACGCGCGCGAUGUCCUGUUUGCGAAGCGACACCCCCCCCCC
This is a messenger RNA of Salpingoeca rosetta, 574 nucleotides long. Its product is annotated as selenoprotein K. The record is from RefSeq and is a predicted model, not a curated record. The coding region runs from base 9 to 290 and encodes 93 amino acids. Gene Ontology annotation, biological process: endoplasmic reticulum calcium ion homeostasis; calcium ion transport. The transcript is spliced from 5 exons. Gene Ontology annotation, cellular component: endoplasmic reticulum membrane; Golgi apparatus. NCBI's taxonomy places the organism in Eukaryota, Choanoflagellata, Craspedida, Salpingoecidae.